Cinclus cinclus is the source of this 3627-nucleotide messenger RNA. RefSeq names its product calcium voltage-gated channel auxiliary subunit alpha2delta 2 (gene CACNA2D2). Gene Ontology annotation, molecular function: voltage-gated calcium channel activity. The record is from RefSeq and is a predicted model, not a curated record. Bases 2 to 3238 code for a protein of 1078 amino acids. Gene Ontology annotation, cellular component: voltage-gated calcium channel complex. The transcript is spliced from 38 exons. Lineage: Eukaryota; Metazoa; Chordata; Aves; Passeriformes; Cinclidae.
UAUGCAGUACUGGGCCAGGAGGCUGGAGCAGGAGAUUGAUGGAGUGAUGAGGAUAUUUGGUGGAGUCCAGCAGCUCAGAAAGAUCUACGAUGACAAUAAAAACCUGUUUGAAGUCAAGGAGAAUGUGCCCAGGAAAUUGGUGGAGAAAGUUGCAGGGGACAUUGAGAGCCUCUUGGCCAAGAAAGUCCGUGCUUUAAAGAGACUUGCCAACGCGGCGGAGAAAUUCCAGAAGGCUCACCACUGGCAGGACAACAUCCGGGAGGAAGACAUCGAGUACUACGACUCCAAGGCCGACACUGAAUAUGAUGAUCCUGAUGGAGAAGAGAUUGAGAGGGAGAAGUCCAACUCCUUGAAGCUGGAAUUCACCGAUGAUGACAACUUCAAGACCAAGGUUAACUAUUCAUAUGCUGCUGUGCAGAUCCCCACGGACAUCUACAAAGGCUCCACCGUCAUCCUCAACGAGCUGAACUGGACACAGGCACUGGAGGAUGUCUUCAUCGAGAACCGGAAGGAGGAUCCCUCCCUGCUCUGGCAGGUCUUUGGCAGCGCCACCGGCGUCACCCGCUACUACCCUGCCACCCCAUGGAGAGCCCCCAAUAAGAUCGACCUCUAUGACGUGCGCCGGCGGCCCUGGUACAUCCAAGGUGCCUCCUCCCCAAAGGACAUGGUCAUCAUUGUGGAUGUGAGUGGCAGUGUGAGUGGCCUCACCCUCAAGCUGAUGAAGACCUCCGUCUAUGAGAUGCUGGACACCCUCUCAGAUGAUGACUAUGUCAAUGUGGCCUCGUUUAAUGAAAAGGCAAAGCCGGUGUCAUGCUUCAAGCACCUGGUGCAGGCCAACAUCCGGAACAAGAAGGUGUUCAAGGAGGACGUGCAGGGGAUGGUGGCCAAGGGCACAACAGACUACAAGGCUGGCUUUGAGUAUGCCUUCGACCAGCUGCAGAAUUCCAACAUCACACGUGCCAACUGCAACAAGAUGAUCAUGAUGUUCACGGAUGGUGGUGAGGACCGAGUGCAAGAUGUCUUUGAGAAGUACAACUGGCCCAAUAAGACGGUGCGGGUCUUCACCUUCUCUGUGGGGCAGCACAACUACGACGUGACCCCGCUGCAGUGGAUGGCCUGUGCCAACAAAGGUUACUACUUUGAAAUCCCCUCCAUCGGUGCCAUCCGCAUCAACACGCAGGAGUACCUGGAUGUGCUGGGCCGACCCAUGGUUCUGGCUGGGAACCGAGCCAAGCAGGUCCAGUGGACCAAUGUCUACCAGGAUGCCCUGGGGCUGGGCCUGGUGGUGACAGGAACGCUGCCAGUGUUCAACCUGACCGAGGACAGCAGCGACAGGAAGAACCAGCUCAUCCUGGGCGUGAUGGGGAUCGAUGUGGCUCUCAAUGACAUCAAGAGGCUGACGCCGCGUUACAACCUGGGGGCCAAUGGCUACGUCUUCGCCAUCGACCUGAAUGGCUACGUGCUGCUGCACCCCAACCUGCAGCCCCAGAUCAUCAACUUCCGUGAGCCAGUGACACUAGACUUCCUGGAUGCUGAGCUGGAGGAUGAAAAUAAGGAGGAGAUCCGGAGAAGCAUGAUUGAUGGGAAUGAUGGGCAGAGGUUCAUCAAGACCCUCAUCAAGUCCCUGGACGAGCAAUACAUCGACGAGGUGUUCCGGACCUACACGUGGGCUCCCAUCAAAAGCACCAACUACAGCCUGGGGCUGGUUCUGCCUCCCUACAGUACCUACUACAUCCAGGCCAACCUCAGCGACCAGAUCCUGCAAGUGAAGUUACCAAACAUCAAAAUGAAGGAUUUUGAAUACCUGCUGCCCAACAGCUUUGAGUCGGAGGGACAUGUGUUCAUUGCUCCCAGAGAGUAUUGCAAAGACCUCGACUUGUCGGAUAACAACACCGAAUUCCUGGAAAACUUUAUUGCCCUCAUGGAAAAGGUGACCCCAGACUCCAAGCAGUGCGACAACUUCCUCCUGCACAACCUGAUCCUGGACACUGGUAUCACACAGCAGCUGGUGGAGCAAGUCUGGAAAGACCAGGACCUCAACACGUACAGCCUCUUGGCUGUCUUCGCAGCCACCGACGGGGGCAUCACCCGUGUCUUCCCUAACAAGGCCGCAGAUGACUGGGAGGAGGAACCGGAGCCCUUCAAUGCCAGCUUCUACCGGAGGAGCCUGGACAACAAGGGCUACGUCUUCAAGCCACCCUACCGGGAUGCUGGCUACCGGGGGCUGGACCUGGAGAACAACACCAUCGGGAUCCUGGUGAGCACCGCUGUGGAGCUCAGCAUCGAGGGCAAGUCUCUGAAGCCCGCAGUGGUGGGGGUGAAGCUGGACCUGGAGGCCUGGGCUGAGAAGUUCAAAGUGCUGGCAAGCAACCGGACAGACCGUGACCAGCUGGGCACCCGGCGGUGUGACCCCUCAAGCAGCUGUGAGAUGGACUGUGAGGCCAACAACAAGGACCUCAUCUGUGUCCUCAUCGAUGAUGGGGGCUUCCUGGUGCUCUCCAACCAGGAGGACCAUUGGUACCAGGUGGGCAAGUUUUUCAGUGAAGUGGAUGCAAACCUGAUGUCUGCUCUCUACAACAACUCCUUCUACGCCCGCAAGGAAUCCUAUGACUUCCAGUCCGUCUGCGCCCCCGAGGCCCCCAGCAACACGGGCGCAGCGCCCCGCGGCGUCUUUGUGCCCACUGUGGCUGAUCUCCUGAGCCUCGCCUGGUGGACCUCGGCCGCAGCCUGGUCCUUGUUUCAGCAGUUCCUGUACAGCCUCACCUACAGCAGCUGGUUCCAGACAGAGGAGGUGGUGGGGGACGGCAUGGAGGCCAGGGAGACAAGCUGCAUCAUGAAGCAGACCCAGUAUUACUUCAGCACCGUCAACGCCACCUACAACGCCAUCAUCGACUGCGGCAACUGCUCCAGGCUUUUCCAUGCACAGAGACUGGCCAACACCAACCUGCUCUUCGUGGUGGCUGACAAGCCCCUCUGCAGCCAGUGUGAGUCUGUCAAGCUGCUGCAGGCAGAGGUAAGAGCCCCCCCAAGGGACCCCAACCAGUGUGAGCUGGUGGACAGACCCCGCUACCGGAAAGGCCCCCACAUCUGCUUCGACUACAAUGCAACAGAAGAUACCUCAGACUGCGGCCGAGGGGCUUCCUUCUCCCCCUCCCUGGGGGUCCUGCUCUCGCUGCAGCUGCUGCUCCUUUACUCCAGCACCAGCCGGCACCCACUGCCCCCGGCCGCCUGCCUUUAGCCCCCCUGGCCGCCCCCGCCAGCUCUCUUUUCUUUCAACUUCCAUCUCCAUGCCCGUCCCCAGCCCGGUGGAGCAGGAGCGACGUCCCCUCCGCCGCCUCGGGGAUCCCCACGGUGCCGCCCCGCUUUCCCUGCCGGCCGCAGCCAAAGAAGAGUCGGGGUGCGGGCAGGGGCUCCCCCGGCAGAGCGGGGACCGGGAGGGUGUCCCGGCAUCGCGCCCGCCCGACCACUCGGACUUGGAAAAGUGGCGUCGGUGUCCUCCGCCCGCGAACCCCCCCAUCCACCUCGCCUAUUUUUUUAGCCUGAAGAUUUUAAAGCAGAUCUUUCUACAUCGAGUUUCCAACAUUUUCACCUGGAGACCGGCGGGGUUUAUUGUCAGAAACGAGGACA